This is a messenger RNA of Lineus longissimus, 3517 nucleotides long. RefSeq names its product phosphatidylserine synthase 1-like. The transcript is spliced from 12 exons. Gene Ontology annotation, molecular function: L-serine-phosphatidylethanolamine phosphatidyltransferase activity. Gene Ontology annotation, biological process: phosphatidylserine biosynthetic process. The record is from RefSeq and is a predicted model, not a curated record. NCBI's taxonomy places the organism in Eukaryota, Metazoa, Nemertea, Pilidiophora, Heteronemertea, Lineidae. Bases 1 to 1395 code for a protein of 464 amino acids.
AUGGCGUCACGGUCGAGAAGCUCGACGAGCAUAUCGGAGGAUAAAUAUCAUUUCUCGGCGAUCAACGAACAUCCGGUGGAUGAUAUCUCGCUAGAAUUCUUUUAUCAACCCCAUACUAUCACUCUCUUGACUGCCAGCGUCCUUGCGUUUCUAUAUAUUGCGUUUACAAGGAGUGACACGACAUCUGAAGACAACAUCUGGGGUGGUCUAUGUUGUGUGGUUUUCUUCUUCCUCAUCGUCUCAGUGCUGGCUUUCCCAAAUGGUCCGUUUACUCGACCACAUCCUGCGAUAUGGCGAAUGGUCUUCGGUCUGAGUGUGCUGUAUUUUCUUUUGAUGGUGUUCAUAUUAUUCCAAAGUUUGAAAGAUGUGAGGAGGAUGAUAUACUGGUUGGAUCCGAGUCUUAAGGAUAUGGAUCUAGAAUUUGAAGGCCAUGCAUCAAAUUGUUCGGACUACUCCUGGGAGAAUAUCUGGGCAUGUUGUGACAUAUUCGUGUUCGGCCACUUCUGGGGCUGGGCGCUCAAAGCACUACUCAUACGCCAUUAUGGGAUCUGUUGGACGAUAAGCAUCACGUGGGAAGUGUCAGAGCUGGCGUUCAAACACCUGCUGCCUAACUUUGCCGAAUGUUGGUGGGAUGCGAUCAUCUUGGACGUGAUUCUGGCUAACGGCCUCGGCAUCUGGUUUGGGAUGUUCGUGUGUCAGAAGUUGGAGAUCCGGAGCUAUAACUGGGAAAGCAUCAAAGACAUCCACUCAACCACAGGAAAAAUCAAAAGAGCAGUUCUCCAAUUCACACCAGCUAGCUGGACAGCCAUGCGUUGGUUGGACCCAAACAGUACUUACAUGAGAAUCAUUGCCACAUCAAUAGUCGUAUUCAUAUUCCAGUUGGUAGAACUGAACUUUUUCUUCCUGAAGCGGAUCCUCGAAAUGCCCACUGGCCACCCCCUCUUAAUUGCCCGUAUCUUCAUCAUUGCCACGAUAUCUGCACCAAGCAUCAGACAAUACUAUGGCUAUGUGACCAAUACCCAGUGUAAGAGAGUCGGCACACAGAGCUGGGUCUUUUGUGCCAUAAUCUUCACCGAGGCUAUCGUCUGUGUGAAACUGGGAUCGGAGAUCUUUCAGAAGACAGAGAUUACGUACAUCAUGGCUUGGUUGACGUUCCAAGUGUUCCUAAGUCUAGUCUGCAUCUAUUUGUGUGCGUUAUUUGCCAAAAGAAGGGAACUAAAGGACGCGUUGUUGGAGAAGAUGCUCCUCGAAUCAAAAGAAGAAGAACAACGACGAGAAGUCCAGAGAAAUGGCGGCAUCAAGCGAUACACCAACGCGACCGUGAAAGCGGCGGCCAGCGUCCGAUCGCGGAAACAACAGCCCCGGAAUGCUGGAGAAAUAAACGGCCAUUUAUGAGAGAGGAAGUGCCAUUUGAAUGACUCUAUGAGAACCUGUCUGUUGCUUUCUUGAUGUAAUUUGGUCUGUCCUUAUUGUUAAAGUCAGAAGAUUUCACUUUACGACCGCUGGAUUAGAAUUCCGGUGCUCUCUGGUUUGGCAGUUUGGAAACCGUGUUGUCAUGAUGUAAAGUACCAAAUCUUUGCGACUCGUGAACAUUUCAAAUAUUCAAAAAAGGUAUUAUGGUAUGGUCGGCCUUGUUCACAGUUGUGGGAGUGGGGUUGACGGGUGGAGCUGCCUUUUUUUUCUGAAACCUUGGCGACGUGCCUCAAUUUUGGCCUUCAUUUCAUCUUCGUUCUUAAGGAGUUGGGUGAGACAACUAGUGCCAGCAGUUUGGUUUCAGUUGCAUGUUGAAAAUUCGACAAUCAGUUUGAGAUUAUAAUAUCUCUUGACCAUUCAUGAUGAUGUUUCAUGAUGAUGUUAAUUGGUAGUGUAAAAAUGCUGUUGAUACUUAAAAUAAGAGGGAGAACAUGUACGUACACAAUCUUUUCUUGAAGUGAAACAUUGUAACCAAGGUGUUUGAAUAGUUGUAAUAGUCGAGUCUCCUUUAAGUCUUAUGUAAAAUACAUACUUGACAUCCACUGCUUCUAGCACUCAACCAAUAACGAAUGAUUGCCAUGAUCCAGUUGUCAGAAGUCAACAAAAACCUGAUUAUUUGCGCAUAAGCUUCAUUCCCGGAUUCCAAACUUUGCCUCGAUAUGAUAUACCUCUUUGUUGUAGAAUGUAAUUGUGUGUCGUGUUGUGUGUUCGUUGAUAUUUUGACAAGAUAUAAAUACGCAAAUUUGUAAAUUUUUGUGGAAGUUUCAUGUGACUUUUGCGCUUCUUUUAAAAUUGUCAUCACUGUGUUCAAGCAUAGAUUGGUAGCUUUGUGUCAUGUGAUUUAAAAGGUAUUAGUAGUGUGUGCGAUCGGUGCAAGUAGCAUUGCUAUAACAUGUGUUCUGUAUCUGGUGCUUUUACAAACUUUUGAAUGACCUGUAGUGACCUUAUGCGUCCCGUACUUUGUCGGAGAAUUACAUGUAAGUAAGGUGGUACAAUCGUGGUUGGAAUGUACUAAAAUAUUUCAUUCAAUUUUUAUUUGUGGUCAUGUAUGUCAAACUACUGCUAAGGCCUAUAGGAAACCAGUGUUUGUCAAUAUGACUUGGAGGCACAAUGGGUACAACGCCCGCCUCUCAAGUGAAGUUGUAAGUGGUCCAAGUGAAGGGUGCGGGUUCGAAUCCCCAGCAAAACUAAAAUUAGUAAAAAGUCUGUUUUCUCUGAUAAAUAUUAUCUUCUGGUAAAUAAGGUUGGGGGGGGGGGAGAGACGAUUUAUAUGCUUUGUAUAUACAUUUGGAUGUACUGAAGCAUUGUGGGGGGGGGCUCGAUAUCAAAAUGGACUUCGCUAUGUUUUGCUUUUGUGCUAAAGUGAAGACCAUUGUGGCCUACUCAUUACUGGGUAUUGUGUGCAAUAAUAUGACAUGAAAUCUUGGAGUGUGUGGGAUGGCCAUUCUGUUCUUCUGAUCAGAAACACUUAGAAACAUUUAGAAAAGAGAGAAUGUUCAAGUGUUCACCUGGAGUGUGUCAGUUGGUAUUUUGGAUGAGUUUUGAAAAUUUCAACGAAGACAUCCACAUGACAUGUCAAAAUUGCUGCCUUCAGAAUUUUGUUUUUGAAGGUCUUAAUACUCGCCUUGUUUAUAAUAAUAGGCCUCUUUUGUUUUAUUUCUUGGUUUACUGUAGAGCCGACCUGAAAUUCUUGGCAGAAUUUUUUUGGGAAAUUUGAGAGAAAAAACUAGUUUUUUCUUUUAAUACUGGUGCAAGUGAUGGUGUUGUAGAAUCCUUCAAAAUUACACCUAUUUUCACCUAUUUCUAAAUUUUUUUCUCACAAACCUGAUCAACAUUUUCACGAAGUCUCCCCGUGAACCAACAAAUAUAAAACAUUUGGCCUUUGAGGGUGUGAGUUCUGUCUCUGCGGAGUUUGAGACAAACCUAAGGUUUUGUACUUUACAGAUACUAAGUCGCCGUUGUGUUGUUAUUUUUCUGUAUUAAUGAUCUAGUGAAGUGUUCUAUUUGUGUUAAAAUGAUCUUAGUCAAGGUUUGAAUAAAUGUG